AUGUUUGAGUUUUUAAAGUAAUAGAUUUAGUUUAAUACGAAGGAGAUUGCUUGGUUAGAAGUUAUUCGCGUUAUGCAAUUAUUCGCAUGCAAAAGAUAUUAUUUGCCGCGAGUGCACUCUUCACAGCUUGCAGUGCAGUCUAAAUAAGCCAUGCUCUUGAGAAGCAAAGAAGUUAGUUGGGUUGGAGAUAAGAAGCAACCAAUAAAUUUACAUGGAACUAAACUUAAAAACUAGAAUGGACAGUGGUGA
Molecule: messenger RNA, 249 nt
Organism: Stylonychia lemnae
Lineage: Eukaryota; Ciliophora; Spirotrichea; Sporadotrichida; Oxytrichidae
Source: the annotation of a GenBank genome assembly